CCUGAGGCCGCAGCCUCCCCAGAGGAAUUUCCUUCUUACGUUUGCUUCCAGGUGGUGACAAUGUCAACUCCCGCAAGGAAGAGGCUAAUGAGAGAUUUUAAGAGGCUGCAACAAGAUCCACCGGCAGGUAUCAGUGGAGCACCUCAAGACAACAAUAUAAUGCUUUGGAAUGCAGUUAUAUUCGGUCCAGAUGAUACUCCAUGGGAUGGAGGCACGUUCAAGUUGACUCUUCAAUUCACUGAGGAUUAUCCAAACAAGCCUCCAACAGUGAGAUUUGUUUCCCGAAUGUUUCAUCCAAAUAUUUAUGCCGAUGGAAGUAUUUGUUUGGACAUUUUACAGAACCAAUGGAGUCCUAUAUAUGAUGUAGCAGCUAUUCUCACAUCCAUCCAGUCAUUGCUGUGUGAUCCCAACCCAAACUCACCUGCAAACUCAGAAGCUGCUAGGAUGUUUAGUGAGAACAAGCGUGAGUACAACCGAAGAGUAAGGGAGAUUGUGGAGCAGAGCUGGACAGCAGACUAACUCCAUGCAGUAGUGGGGCAGUGGGGUUUUAAGGUUUGAUGUUAUGGUAGAAUUGCUGUCGGGACCCAUCAACUUUAUCCUGAACUCCCACUCGUGUUCCCUUUAGAAAUGGAUAUUAGGGGUAUUUGAUCGACAUCAUGCUCAAGACAUUUUGCUUCGUGUGUCUUCAUGCCUGUGUAAAAUGGCAUUCAUGUAUCUAUUUGCAUUGAACCAUCAUGAACUUUAUGCUUCUAUAUAAAUAUCUGGUUGCUUUUGUCCCAAA
Messenger RNA from Theobroma umbraticum, 781 nucleotides. The record is from RefSeq and is a predicted model, not a curated record. Lineage: Eukaryota; Viridiplantae; Streptophyta; Magnoliopsida; Malvales; Malvaceae.